AUGGUUGUAUUUUCAAAAGAAAAUGGAAUUGAAAUUAAUGUUCCCUUUCAAGAUGGCUCUAAAAGGCAGACAAGGGAAUCCACUAAUCUAAAAAAUUAUGUGGUUAUGUCAUCAACUUCAGCUGAAAAUAAUCACCAAAGUGAUAAUACAAGUACCACUACAUUAGAACCAAAAGAAUAUUGGAAGAUACAUGCUUUUUAUCCAGUAAUAGAUACAAUAAUAUGUCAAAUGAAAGAAAGAUUUUCUGAAGAGAGCAUUCAAAUUGCGACUUGUGUAGAUAACUUGUUAAAAUUAAACUUUGGGGGAUCAUCAUUACUUAUAAAUCAAUAUAAAAAUUUGUUUGAAGUCAUCCCUCAUGAUUUGAAAUGUGAGAUUACUGUAUUGAAAAAUAUGAUAAAAGGAGUUCCUAGCUAUUUAACCAUCAAAGAAAAAAUAUCUAAAGAUACGUUUCCAAAUCUUUUUAAAAUGAUUCAUUUGGCUAUCACUCUUCCGGUCAGUUCGGCUACUUGCGAACGGUCAUUUUCUGCAAUGAGAAGAAUUAAUAAUUAUCUCAGGUCUACUAUGUCACAGGAACGGUUUUCGAAAUUGGCAAUACUUAAUAUUGAGAGAGAUAUUAUUGUUGACACCGAAAUUAUUUUAAAUACAUUUGCUAAUAAAAAUAGAAAAAUAAGAAUAUAA
Rhopalosiphum maidis (corn leaf aphid) is the source of this 678-nucleotide messenger RNA. Its product is annotated as 52 kDa repressor of the inhibitor of the protein kinase-like. The transcript has 3 exons. Gene Ontology annotation, molecular function: protein dimerization activity. Lineage: Eukaryota; Metazoa; Arthropoda; Insecta; Hemiptera; Aphididae. The record is from RefSeq and is a predicted model, not a curated record. Bases 1 to 678 code for a protein of 225 amino acids.